CACACACACACCAAAGAAUGGUCUACGACAUGACGCAUAUGGCAGAGGGACCGCCGCAGAGCAUCUCCCUGAGUCGCUACUAUAUGCAGGAGGAUGACGAGAUGUUGGCCCCCGCCAACAAUGCCGGCCUGUUGAACGAGGACUAUGCGGCCAGCACCACGCUGGACAUUGAGAAGCGCUUCCAGGCGCGCAUGGCCUGUGAGACGGCCGCCCAGCCGGCACCGCCGCCGCCACCGACACCAGCGCCACGUCGCCGGACCACACCGAUUGCCCACCUCGAUCCCACAGAGCUGGUGGGAUUGUCACGCGAGGAGCGACGUCGCCGGCGACGGGCCACACUCAAGUACCGCACGGCACAUGCCACACGGGAGCGUAUCCGCGUGGAGGCCUUCAAUGUGUCCUUUGCUGAGCUGAGGAAGCUGCUGCCCACCCUGCCGCCAGACAAGAAGCUCUCCAAGAUCGAGAUCCUCAAGUUGGCCAUCUGCUACAUUGCGUACUUGAAUCACGUCCUGGAGACCCCCUGAG
Messenger RNA from Drosophila persimilis, 525 nucleotides. RefSeq names its product helix-loop-helix protein 1 (gene HLH4C). Gene Ontology annotation, biological process: regulation of transcription by RNA polymerase II. Gene Ontology annotation, molecular function: DNA-binding transcription factor activity, RNA polymerase II-specific; protein dimerization activity; RNA polymerase II cis-regulatory region sequence-specific DNA binding. NCBI's taxonomy places the organism in Eukaryota, Metazoa, Arthropoda, Insecta, Diptera, Drosophilidae. The record is from RefSeq and is a predicted model, not a curated record. Bases 18 to 524 code for a protein of 168 amino acids. The transcript has a single exon.